GAUAACAUACGUCAUAUUCGAAGAGGAUAACGCCACAGAAUUUAUUUUGUGAUAAUGGGAAUAAAAAAUAAAAUUAAGUUCUGUGUUCAAUAGAUUGAUAACGUUAAAGAAAAUUUUAAAUUUUGUUUAAAUUCUAAUAGUUUUUUUAUUUAAACGUUUGUUGUUGUCGGGAGAUGUUAAUAUUUGUUUAAUUUUCAGAUUUAUGAAUCCUCAUUAUGGAGACAUACUACGUGUGCAAUGGAAAUCUAGUUAAACGAGACACUGAGAUUGAUUCUAAAGAUAUAUUUGUAAUUGAAGAACCAUUUGAAACUUAUGACAAUAAUAUUAUUCAAAAUGAACCACCACAACUUGAAGCUGAUAUUCUUGAAGAAUCUCGUAAAAGAAACUGCCGAGAGUGGAGUCAAUAUGAAACAAAAAUUCUUUUAGAUAUGUUUAGGCGAAAUGUUACUCAAGUAGGACCGAUGAAAAAAUUUAAAAGUAAAAGAGAAAUGUUCAAAUAUAUAGCACAAACAAUAUCUACUAAGUUAAACAUCACCAGAAGUGCUCAUCAAUGUGAAAAUAGGUAUAAAACGGUAGUAAAUCAACGAAAAGUAGGAUGUUCAAUAAUACAAAAAUCUAGAUCUAUUGUUGAAAAUAAAUUAAAUGAAGAAGAAAGAUCUCAAAAUGACGUAUCAGCUUCAGUAUCAGCAGAUCAUGAUUAUAAUGGACAGAACUCUGAAACUAAUGUUCAAUGCACAGUAAAAUCUACAAAUGAAUGGGGCAACGAGGAUACUAAGCUCCUAAUGGAAUUGUACAAAAAAAACAUUUCCAAAGUUGGACUGGAAAGAACAUUCAGGACCAAAUUAAAAAUGUUUGAAUAUAUAGCAGAUACCAUUAACAAUAUACUAAACAUCACAAGAACUGCUGAGCAAUGUCUAAAUAGAUAUAAAACCAUAUUUAGAAGAAAAAAUUUUAAACAGAAUAGAUUAAACAAUGAUAUGUCCACUGUUAUAGAAGAUAAUUUAAAUAACAGUGAUAAUUCAAACUGUGAUACACAUUUUGUUGAUGAUUUGUAUGAGUCUGAAUUUAACACUCACAUUUAUGAUGGCAAAACAUUAAGAAAACUUGUUAAGCAGCCAAAGAUAAUUCCUAAACUAUUACCUAAAGAGCCUAAUACUAGUCAAGACACAGUAUUGACAAGAACUCUGAAGGAGAUUGCCAACCAAAAAGAAAAGACGCUAUUAAAAAUUGCAGCAAAUCAAGAGCGUGCAGAAGAACGAAGGCAUCAAGAAACUCUGACACUUAUCCGACAACUUGGUGAAACUAUAGUUCGAUUCAUUGGAAAUCAACAAGGUGUUACAUCUGAACAGCAUUAUUAAACAAUAAUUUAUUUUAAAA
This is a messenger RNA of Aphis gossypii (cotton aphid), 1377 nucleotides long. RefSeq lists its product as uncharacterized. Bases 216 to 1358 code for a protein of 380 amino acids. The transcript has 8 exons. The record is from RefSeq and is a predicted model, not a curated record. Lineage: Eukaryota; Metazoa; Arthropoda; Insecta; Hemiptera; Aphididae.